UCCGCCCGCCGCCAUCUUGGCGCCUCCUUUGCGCAGGAGCCGAGCUGGGAGCUCGUUCCGCGGUGGAGCAAACCACCGAGUCCGACGCGCGGGGGUAGGCGGGGCGAAGCCACAUCCUGACAGAGGGGGAAACUAUCCGACGUCUGCUGUGAGAACGAGGCGAGCUUAGAUCCAGUUUGGAAGGCUCAGGGAGGGGGCGACCAUUUGGCAGCUGACAGGGGGGUGGGGCCGGGACCCAACCAUUUGCGAAAGAGGGGAGAUCUUGGUUUUUUUUUAAUCCGGGCUGAACCAUUUUGCCUAGGCUUGGGAGGGGUGUCUACCUUUGGUUGUUACUGUUACAAAUGAUUCAUAUGCAUGUCUAUGAAUGUCCUGAGUGGGUGGUACCACUGCAACUGCUUUCGACGAGGUGUCCCACUGUCUAUUCUUUUCUCAGCGUGGAAAAGAGGGAGGGGCUGGACUGUACCAUUUGGAGAAGUCAAGGAAUAGCACAGAUUUGAUGGGGGCGUCCGUUGUGAAUAGUGAGGGAGGCUCAAUUGGGAGGCUAUACUACGGGUGACACCAUUGGAGGCAGAGAGGGGAGGGCAGGAGGGACCACUUUGGAUUUGGAGGGGUGUGGUAAGCCCCAAGUGACACCCUAAAGUGAAAGAGGUGCCAGGGAAAAGAGUGUCAUUUUGAGCCAUAGCAUUAAUAAGUGGACCAACUUGUGGGUGUUAGAAGUAGAGAGGACAGGCCUCUUUUCUCCCUCCCCAUUGGACCUAUGGAUAUGAGUACUUGGGAGUGAGAGUCUCCCACUUCAGAUGGGCCCAAGCCCUGCCAUGCCAAGGCCGUCCUCUUCUUAGAAGGCAGGGUUUCUCCAAGCAGUCCGUUGGAGGUUCCUCUCGCUGCCAUGGCUUCGAAUUGCACUGGAAACACGGCGGCCGCCAGCGUGGCUGCCUCUCUGGGCAGCGCCCUCAGUGCUUCCAAAACCAAGACCAAGAAGAAGCACUUCGUCUGCCAGAAAGUGAAGCUCUUCCGCGCCUCUGAGCCCCUCCUGAGUGUCCUGAUGUGGGGAGUCAACCACACGAUUAAUGAGUUGAGUAAUGUCCCCGUCCCUGUUAUGUUGAUGCCUGAUGACUUUAAGGCCUACAGCAAGAUUAAGGUGGACAAUCAUCUUUUCAACAAAGAGAAUCUGCCAAGUCGUUUCAAAUUUAAGGAAUACUGUCCACUGGUAUUCCGAAAUCUCCGGGAGAGGUUUGGGAUUGACGACCAAGAUUAUCAGAAUUCUGUGACACGGAGCGCCCCUGUCUACAGCGACAGCCAUGGACGGUGUGGGGUUCGUUUCCUCACCACCUACGACCGGCGGUUUGUCAUCAAGGCGGUGUCGAGCGAAGAUGUUGCAGAGAUGCACAACAUCCUAAAGAAGUAUCAUCAAUUCAUUGUGGAAUGCCAUGGGAACACGCUUCUCCCCCAGUUCCUUGGCAUGUACAGGCUUACUGUGGAUGGUGUGGAAACCUACAUGGUGGUCACCAGGAAUGUGUUUAGUCAUCAAUUGACAGUGCAUCGGAAAUACGAUCUCAAGGGUUCAACAGUAGCAAGGGAAGCCAGCGACAAGGAAAAGGCAAAGGAUCUGCCAACAUUUAAAGACAAUGACUUUCUGAAUGAAGGCCAAAAGCUGCAUGUCGGAGAGGAAUCUAAAAAGAACUUUCUGGAAAAGUUGAAACGAGACGUGGAGUUUCUCGCUCAGUUGAAGAUCAUGGAUUACAGUCUACUGGUAGGGAUCCAUGACGUGGACCGUGCAGAGCAGGAAGAAACAGAAAUUGAGGACCGGGCAGAAGACGAGGAGUGUGAGAACGACGGCAUUGGUGGGAACCCUGUCGGUUCCUAUGGAACCCCACCAGACAGCCCUGGCAACCUUCUCAACUUCCCCCGGUUUUUUGGUCCUGGAGAGUUUGAUCCAUCAGUGGAUGUCUACGCCAUGAAAAGUCAUGAAAGCGCUCCCAAGAAGGAGGUGUAUUUCAUGGCCAUUAUAGAUAUCCUCACACCAUAUGACACAAAGAAGAAAGCAGCACAUGCUGCCAAAACUGUGAAACACGGGGCUGGAGCAGAGAUUUCCACGGUCAAUCCAGAACAGUAUUCAAAACGCUUCAAUGAAUUUAUGUCCAAUAUCCUGACAUAGUUAUCUUCCCGUCGUUGGCAAAAGUGGAGAGAGAAAGAAGUGGGACAGGGGGACUAUAUCCAAAGUAACAAGAAUGUAGUCCCCUCUGUCUGAGUGUCAUCUUCUGUGAGCGUGGUAACAGCAAGACCCAGAAGAAAACUAGCUGUAGACCUCAGAAUCUUCUGCUUGACCUGGUGGAAAAAGUGGGAUUUGGGAAAAAAAUCUCCGUAUCUCUUCUUUUGGUUGCUAAAAUACACAAAACCUGAGGAAUGACACCACUUUAUCUUAGAAGAGUAUCGCAGACUCCAGAUGGUCAGAUGCCAAUGUGAAUUUUUUUUUUUAAAAAACAGACAUUAACUCUACCUGCGGUUGUUCCUUCAACUUGACUGUUUCUUCACCCCUUUGUUGCACCUUUCUCUAAGAACAGGACAGAAUGCGUGCCGCUUGGAGGACAAAAACUGUUACAAUGACGUGGAGAAGCCAUUGAAUUGGAAGCAAAGACUUUUUCCUUACCUUAUUUUGAUAUUACAGGUUUUUCCGCCCCCAAUCCCAAAUGUCCUUUUGAAAGAUAUGGGGAGGGAAGGUGAUAACAAUUUGCUUACUUAGUAUUUCAUGCAAAUCAAGGAAGUAAAGGCAGCUAUAAAAGAAUCACACAGCUGUCACGACACACCGUAGAUCCUUAAUGGAGAUAAUGACUAGAAGAUAUAGCAACAAUUUGAUGAAUUGCAAACUGUCUUGGAACACUUGGACUAAAUUGCCUCUGUAGUGUAACUGAUGUUCUACCAGUGUUACAUUAAUCACGGUUCAGCCUGCUUUUUUUUUUUUUUAACCUUGAUCUGGUUGCAUACCCCAUAAGAUGAUGUUUGCCAUAAAAAAAGGCCACCACUUUUUAAAACAACAUAUUGUGUUGUGAAUCAGUGUGUUUAGAAAUGUUUCCCUGGAGAUUUUUUUUUUUUGGUUUGUUUUUGUGAAUCCGUAUUGAAAGGAUUCUGGCCCCCAGAACUUUGGAAUUGCGUAAUAAAUUGAUGCAAGUGACUGCGCUAUAACCACUAGGACAGACGAUAGGAAUAACCUGUGCUAGAUCAGUUUCCUGGAAGAAUACAAACUCCUUAACCCUGUUUGAAUUGCAGCUCCCUUCCCUCUGUCUGCAGACUGUAACUCUGGAUUUCACAGCCAUGCGCGUUGAAACUGCUGAAGAUUUUGAAUGCUACACAUUUUUUGUCGUGUCAGGAGCGACUUGAGAAACUGCAAGUCGCUUCUGGUGUGAGAGAGUUGGCCGUCUGCAAGGACGUUGCCCAGGGGAUGCCCAGAUGAUUUGAUGUUUUUAUCAUCCUUAUGGGAGGCUUCUCUCAUGUCCCCGCAUGAGGAGCUGGAGCUGAUAGAGGGAGCUCAUCCAUCUCUUCCCAGAUUCGAACCUGCGACCUGUUGGUCUUCAGGGGUUUAGCCCACUGCGCCACCGGGGCCUCCCAUGCUACACAUUGAUUCUAUGUUUUCAAUAUAACCAGGGAAGGGAAGGGGGGAAUUUUUGGGAUUCUUUUGUUUUGUUUUUACGAGAUGGAAUUCCCAAUUUUGAACCAUCACUUUGCAAUCUGCUUACUCUGCCUUGGAACGGUUUCUCACACAUGCCUUUCUUUCCCUGAAUGUGGCUGUUGAGAUGUGUGCGUCUUGUGGCGUAGUACACCUUUUUGCUUUGUGGAGUCCACCUUGUUGAAAGUCUGGUGAAUGUGGGUUCUUUCUCUUCUUCCUCUACCGUGUGGCCCCUUCUCAGGCGGGAUCCCCACCACCCAUGUACCAAAAAUUGGUAUUCCACUAUUUCAGAGACUCGGAACACACUUGAAAAUCACAAUGUAGGAUGUAGAUAAUGUAAGCUUUCUUAAAAAUCCCUGAAUGAAAAGCCGUCCCUUAUGAAUGGGAUACGAGAGUCCCUUUUCUGUCCACUUGUGGUUUCAAAGUUUUUCUAAACGGGCAGAAGCCACUGUCUGCAGUGUUUAGGUGUCCACUGACUAUACCAUAAACUAAAUGUGAAUAUGUGAACAUAUUUAAAAAGUGAGAAUGAGUAUGUUUGACGGGCUGUAAAUGUUUUAAUAGCCAAAGGGCUACCUUUUUCCUCAAAGAGCGUGCACUUGAAGUCUGUUGUGAAAUAGAAGAUAUAACCUGUCUUUGUCCUGGUAAGAAUUUC
Molecule: messenger RNA, 4313 nt
Organism: Anolis sagrei ordinatus
Lineage: Eukaryota; Metazoa; Chordata; Lepidosauria; Squamata; Anolidae
Gene: PIP4K2B
Product: phosphatidylinositol-5-phosphate 4-kinase type 2 beta
Biological process (GO): phosphatidylinositol phosphate biosynthetic process
Cellular component (GO): plasma membrane
Molecular function (GO): 1-phosphatidylinositol-4-phosphate 5-kinase activity; 1-phosphatidylinositol-5-phosphate 4-kinase activity
Source: RefSeq, a predicted model, not a curated record